Messenger RNA from Neospora caninum, 576 nucleotides. RefSeq names its product putative cyclin domain containing protein. Lineage: Eukaryota; Apicomplexa; Conoidasida; Eucoccidiorida; Sarcocystidae. Gene Ontology annotation, molecular function: protein kinase binding. The coding region runs from base 1 to 576 and encodes 191 amino acids. The transcript has 4 exons. The record is from RefSeq and is a predicted model, not a curated record. Gene Ontology annotation, biological process: regulation of cyclin-dependent protein serine/threonine kinase activity.
AUGUAUGGCGCUGACGUCGAAAAAAACGACCCUUCUUCCUCUCCUUUCCACUCAUCUCAUCCGCCUUCCAUAUCACUGCGGGACUACUUCCUCGGCCGCAUUGUCAAGUACACACACAUGCAGUCCUCUGACUUUGUGUUAGCGGUGAUUUUCAUCAACAAGCUCCUGAAUGCUCGGCAACCAGCUCCACUUGGGGGACCUAAUGGAGUCGCAGUCUCUCUUUCAGCGGAGGACGCUUGCUCCCUACCGUCAGAAGGUUCGCGACAGUCGAACAGUUCUAUGUCAUCAAGACCAGCUCGGAAGGCCACGACAUACCGCGUUGUUGCCAGAGAAGACGGUAUUGAAUUCAACGUUCUUACCGCUCACAGGGUAUUGCUAACUGCAUGUCUCAUAGCCAAUAAAGUACAAUAUGAUCGAGGCAUAAUCCUCAAACACUGGGCUAAGCUUGGAGGUCUCGAGCGCGAUGAAGCUGUUACCCUCGAAGCCACCUUCCUGCAUAUUAUCGACUGCAUCUACGAGCACACCACAGACUCACAGCACCGCUUGCUGUACUACUUUUCCUUCUCAGGCGCGUGA